Messenger RNA from Meriones unguiculatus (Mongolian gerbil), 1324 nucleotides. Its product is annotated as immunoglobulin-binding protein 1b-like. NCBI's taxonomy places the organism in Eukaryota, Metazoa, Chordata, Mammalia, Rodentia, Muridae. Gene Ontology annotation, biological process: regulation of signal transduction; regulation of dephosphorylation. The transcript has a single exon. Gene Ontology annotation, cellular component: cytosol. Gene Ontology annotation, molecular function: protein phosphatase 2A binding. Bases 173 to 1201 code for a protein of 342 amino acids. The record is from RefSeq and is a predicted model, not a curated record.
CAAAGCCCAGCAUAGUGGCACCACCUGUGAUCUCAGCCGUCACGAAGCUGAGGCAGGGGGAUCGCCAGUUCCAGGCCUGUCCCAACUGCAUACAAAGCCAGGCCAGCCUGAGCUACAGAGCGAGGCUUUGUCUCCAUAAGCCAGACACUUCCGGGUUCCUCCCUCUGGCAAGAUGGCGACGUUCCUGGAGGAGGUGCAGGGCCCGAGGCUUCCGGAGCUGUUGGAAACCAGCAUACAACUUCUGGAGGAGGUGGAGUCCGCGACCCAACCUACAAGCUCCAAGCUAAUCCAAGACAAGGUGACCAGGGCCUUGGAACUCCUGGAGAAGGCUUCAAACAUGUUGUCACAGCUUGAUUUAUUCAGCCGGAAUGAAGACUGGGAGGAGAUUGCUUCUGCGGACCUCAGGUACCUGAUGCUCCCGGCCCUGAAGGGCAUGCUCACGCUGAAGCUGGUGGGCGCCAGCCAGCGCCUUUACCACCUGCAGGAGGCUCGGGACCACUUCAUGAACUUCCUAAUCCAGAGCCAAAACUACCAUGUGGCCGAGUUUCAGCUGCCCUGUGUCCAAAGCAGCUCCCCGGUAGGCAGCCCCGCCGCUUCCUCCUCCCUGGAGCCCAGCCUCGUUGCCAUGGCAUCCCAGAGGCAGGUCAAAAUCGAGAGGUACAAGCAAAAGAAGGCAGUGGAGCAGAGGCUGUCUGCUCUGAAACCAGCAGUGGAGAGCCACCAGGCUGACGAUGAGCACGUCAGGGAGUAUUAUCUCCUUCAGCUUCGCAGGUGGAUUAACAUCAGCUUGGAUGAGAUCGAGAGCAUCAACCAGGAGAUAGAGAUCCUGAGGGAAAGACACCCCUCCGCUGAGGCAUCUGCUUCCUUGUCUCCUCAGGAGAGGCCUCCAAUAAAACCUUUCAUCCUCACUCGGAGUGUUGCCCAAGCACAAGUCUUUGGAGCUGGGUACCCAAGUCUGGCAACUAUGACGGUGAACGACUGGUACGAACAGCACAAGAAAUGUGAGGUCUUAUCCUCAGGUCAGGAAACAGAAAAGGAGGCAUCACCACCUGAGUCCCACAGAGGAUCUCAGAAAGAAGAGCCGGAGCCUGAGCAGAAGGAAGGAGAGGAAGAUGAGGACACCCUCCACAGGAGGCAGCAGUGGGAUGACUGGAAGGACACCCACCCUAGGGGCUACGGCAACCGACAGAACAUGGGCUAGCUUCCCCUCGGUGUAAAAGGUCAACGGGGCAGUCACCUUCCCAGACAAGGAAAAACCCUGUUCUCUUUGCUGCAGGCAUGUGCAACAAAGGCAAAGAUACUGAAUCUUGUUUUGUAUUCAAUA